Molecule: messenger RNA, 2869 nt
Organism: Marmota monax (woodchuck)
Lineage: Eukaryota; Metazoa; Chordata; Mammalia; Rodentia; Sciuridae
Gene: Arhgap22
Product: Rho GTPase activating protein 22
Exons: 10
Coding region: 357-2495 (712 amino acids)
Biological process (GO): signal transduction; activation of GTPase activity
Cellular component (GO): focal adhesion
Molecular function (GO): GTPase activator activity
Source: RefSeq, a predicted model, not a curated record
CCCUCCGCACACAGCUCAGCUCCGAAUGGACAGCGCCUUGUGCGCCCCGCGGAGCCGAGGGACUGAGAGGCCGGCCCCGCCCUGGCCCAGUGAUUGAUCACCAAAGAUUACCGUGCCCUUAAUGGUCCGCUUGGAUGGAAAUUAAUUCUGGGAUGGAUAAAUAAUGCAUCGAGGUUUAUGUAGUACAAGGCAAGCCGACCUUCCGGAGCCGGGAGAGGGAGCCGAGGGAGCCUCGCGGGCGACGCCAGGGGCCACGCUGCCCAAGCAAGAGAGGCAUGAAGGACGACAAGAAGAGAACAGGGAAGUGGACGACAGUAUGAUCAACCCAGAGAGUCUAGCCAAGCGACUGCAGGAAUAUGCUGAGCCCAAAGAUCAGGCAGAGUAGAAGGGCCCGCUCCAAGAGCCUGGUGAUGGGGGAGCAGAGCCGCAGCCCAGGGCGGCCACCAGGACCCUGCAGGUUGGGCCCUGUUCUGAAGGCAGGCUGGCUGAGGAAGCAGAGGAGCAUCAUGAAGAACUGGCAACAGCGCUGGUUUGUGUUGCGUGGGAAUCAGCUUUUCUAUUACAAAGACAAAGAUGAGACCAAGCCCCAGGGAUUUAUUUCUCUACAAGGGACCCAGGUGACUGAACUUCUUCCUGGCCCUGAGGACCCGGGAAAACACCUCUUUGAGAUCAGCCCAGGUGGUGCCGGGGAGCGGGAGAAGGUGCCAGCCAACCCUGAGGCGCUCCUGCUCAUGGCCAGCUCCCAGCGUGACAUGGAGGACUGGGUGCAGGCCAUCCGCCGGGUCAUCUUGGCCCCGCUUGGCGGAGGUACUGCCCGUAGCUCGCAUGCCCACCCUCUAGAACCCUUGCCUGCAGGGAUCUUUGGGCAGCGACUGGAGGACACGGUCCACCAUGAGCGGAAGUAUGGCCCCCGCCUGGCCCCACUACUGGUGGAGCAGUGUGUGGACUUCAUCCGGGAACGUGGGCUCACCGAGGAAGGGCUCUUCCGCAUGCCAGGCCAGGCCAACCUGGUGAGGGACCUGCAGGAUUCCUUCGACUGUGGAGAGAAGCCUCUGUUUGACAGCACGACAGAUGUGCACACGGUGGCCUCCCUGCUGAAGCUCUACCUGCGGGAGCUCCCUGAGCCCGUGAUCCCCUUCGCCAGGUACGAGGACUUCCUCAGCUGCGCCCAGCUGCUCACCAAGGACGAGGGGGAGGGGACUCUGGAAUUGGCUAAACAAGUGAGCAACCUUCCCCAGGCCAAUUACAACCUGCUCAGAUAUAUCUGCAAGUUUCUGGAUGAAGUUCAGUCCCAUUCAAAUAUCAACAAGAUGAGUGUCCAGAACCUGGCAACUGUUUUUGGACCUAACAUACUACGGCCACAGAUAGAGGAUCCAGUGACCAUCAUGGAAGGUACUUCCCUAGUCCAGCACCUGAUGACUGUCCUCAUCCGCAAACACAGCCAGCUCUUCACCACGCCUACCCCAGAAGGACCUGCCUCCCCUUGUAGGGUCCCACAGUGCACAGUGGGGUGGGACUCUGAGGAGAUCCCCAGCGACAGCCAAGGGGAGCCUGGUGGCUCCAGCCUGCCCCCACACAGGACCUCAUCUUUGGACGGGCCAGCUGCAGCAAUGCUUUCUAGAACCUCCCCUCCAAGCCUAGGCAGCCAAGGUGGCCCUGCAGCCACCAGCCCUGGGAAGAGGGUACAGACUCUGCCCAACUGGAAGUCUUCCUUCCGGCAGCCAGGGUCCCGGUCAGGGAGCCCAAAGGCGGGCAGCUCGUCUCUAGAAGUGCCCAUCAUCUCCUCUGGUGGGAACUGGCUCAUGAACGGGUUGUCUUCUCUGCGAGGUCACCGCCGGGCCUCAUCAGGAGACCGGCUCAAGAACUCAGGUUCCACACAAAGACUCUCCACCUAUGACAAUGUGCCCCCACCCAGCCUCUUUCCCAGCACUGUCAGCGUGACCAGCACGUUGUCCUCCCGGGAAGCCUCCAUCAGCAGCUGCACGGCCUGCCGGGCUAGUGACUCAUCCACCUGCAGCUCCCUGCACACCGAAUGGGCCCUUGAGCCCUCGCCGCUCCCCAGCAGCAGUGAGGACCACAGGUCCCUAGACCUGGGCCACAGUCUGGAUGAGGCGGGUGUAGGUGGCGGCAGCAGCAGUGAACCCAAGGACCCAGGCAGCCCUACCCAGGACCACUCCCGCCACUGCCAGGCUCUCCAGAGCGUGGUGGCUGAGCUCAGAGCAGAGCUGAGCCGGCAGAGGACUGAGUAUGAGACAAGUCUGAAAAGCAUGGAAGCCAACAGUGCUGACCUGAGGAAACAGAUGUCACGGUUAGAAGAAGAGCUGGACCAGGAGAAGAAGAAGUACACCAUGCUGGAAAUUAAGCUGAGGAACUCUGAGCGGGCACGGGAGGAUGCAGAGAGGAGGAACCAGCUGCUGCAGAAGGAGAUGGAGGAGUUUUUUUCUACCCUGGGAAGCUUGACUGUUGGAGUCAAAGGUGCCAGAGCCCCAAAGUGAGAGAACGGAAGAGCUCACUUGGCACCUGCUCCACUCUACCCUCAGCAGAGCUGGCACAGGCCACAUGAGGAGCCAGAAGCCUCUCGCUCAGACCAGGCUGUUGGCAGGGCCAGGUGCUCUGGAACCAGCUGGAGAGAAAGACCCUGACACCCCGAUGGGACUGUUGGGACCCCAUAUACCCCAGGUGGGAUCUGGAUGCUGCUUUUAUUAUGCGGGUCCUGAUGGGUGUCAGAGGGGACGGUGCCUGCCACAAGAGCAGCAUUUAGCCUUUCACCCAGGAAGAGUCCCCCAUGGCUACCCAAAGAUGGCACUCAGGAGCGAGCAGCCACCAAGAACACUUCACAUUCUUUAUUAAAUUUGCUCUGAAAGCAUGA